Messenger RNA from Dentiscutata heterogama, 567 nucleotides. NCBI's taxonomy places the organism in Eukaryota, Fungi, Glomeromycota, Glomeromycetes, Diversisporales, Gigasporaceae. The record is from the annotation of a GenBank genome assembly.
AUGCCAGAGUUAAUUUCUAAAUUGAUUGUUAAAUGCUGGGAUGCUAAGCCAGAAAAUAGACCAUCUUCGGAAGAAUUAUAUGACACUUUAGAUGGAUACUAUAAUGAAAUUUUAAAUCAAAGUUCUGCAGAAUUCAAUACACAAAUCAAUAAAGCUGAUGAAGCAUCUGAAGAAUUUUUGAUAUCAUCACCGACUAAUACUGGUGAAAGUCGAUUCACUCCUUUAAAUAACGUGGUUUCUGAAAACAGUGAAAGCUUACUCAUUCCACAAGAUGAUCAAAAGAGUAGCAAUUUUUCAAUAAUAGACAAACAUGAAUAUUUAGAUGAUCGAAAGAGUAGUGAUUUAUUAAUUGUAGACAAACAGGACUAUUUAGAUGAUCAAGAGAGUGACAAUUUUUCAAUUAUAGACAAACAAGAUGUUCAGAAGAGUAGUGAUUUAUUAAUUGUAGACGAACAGGACUAUUUAGAUGAUCAAGAGAGUGGCAAUUUUUCAAUUAUAGACAAACAAGAUGAUCAGAAAAGUAGUGAUUUAUUAAUUGUAGACGAACAGGACUGUUUCGGUAAGUAA